CCGCCCCCGCGCCGCGCAGGCGGGGACCCACCGGUUUUGCUCCGCUUUAGCAGCGGCGAAGGGAGGACCCCCGGGAGCCGGUCCCCGGCGUCCGGUUGCCCAGCCCUUUUCAGGCGUGGGCCCGCAUGGAGGGGACCGUGGAGUCCCAGACGCCUGACCUGCGGGAUGUGGAGGGUAAGGUGGGCAGGAAGACCCCUGAAGGGCUGCUCCGCGGGCUGCGAGGCGAGUGUGAGCUGGGAACCUCUGGCGCCCUGCUGCUCCCAGGGGCGCCUAGCACCGGCCACGACUUGGGGGACAAGAUCAUGGCGCUGAAGAUGGAGCUGGCUUACCUGCGAGCCAUCGAUGUGAAGAUCCUGCAGCAGCUGGUGACCUUGAAUGAGGGCAUCGAGGCAGUGCGCUGGCUGUUGGAGGAGCGGGGGACGUUGACCAGUCAUUGCAGCAGCCUCACCAGCAGUCAAUAUAGCCUGACAGGCGGGAGCCCAGGCCGCUCAAGGCGAGGCAGCUGGGACAGCCUGCCAGACACCAGCACCACCGACCGGCUGGACAGUGUCUCUAUUGGCAGCUUCCUGGACACAGUGGCCCCCAGCGAGCUGGAUGAACAGGGCCCACCUGGGGCUCCACGUUCCGAGAUGGACUGGGCAAAAGUUAUAGCUGGUGGAGAGAGGGCCAGGACUGAGGUGGAUGUGGCAGCCACCAGGCUAGGGAGCUUGAGAGCUGUGUGGAAGCCCCCAGGGGAGAGGCUUCAAGGUGGACCACCUGAGUCACCAGAGGAUGAGAGUGCCAAGCUGGGCUUCGAGGCCCACUGGUUCUGGGAGCAGUGCCAGGAUGAUGUGACCUUCUUGUAACAACUAUUCCACCCUUUUGUAAUCCUGUGGCUCUUUUAUCCAUUAGCUGUGGUCUCCCCCAAAAUUGAUUCUCCCUCAGUCUGAGACUAGGAAGAGGCUGCACUGAAAUCA
Pan troglodytes (chimpanzee) is the source of this 956-nucleotide messenger RNA. It is a transcript of the gene LURAP1, whose product is annotated as leucine rich adaptor protein 1. The record is from RefSeq and is a predicted model, not a curated record. The coding region runs from base 126 to 845 and encodes 239 amino acids. The transcript is spliced from 2 exons. NCBI's taxonomy places the organism in Eukaryota, Metazoa, Chordata, Mammalia, Primates, Hominidae. Gene Ontology annotation, biological process: positive regulation of cytokine production; positive regulation of canonical NF-kappaB signal transduction.